ACGUCUACAGAUGUACUGUGGAGAGCAUUCUAACUGGGAUCACCAUCUGAUAUGGAAGGGUCAUUGCAGAGGAUUGAAAAAAACUGUCAGCUCCAUCAUGGGCACUAGUUUCCCAGCAUUGAGAACACUUAAAAAAGGUGAAGCCUCAAAAAGGAGGCAUUCAUCACUAAGGACCCCACCCAGGACAUGCCCUCUUCUCAUUGCUACCAUCAAGGAGGAGGUACAGGAGCCAGAUCUCUCUCUCUCUCUCUCUCUCACACACACACACACACUCUCUCUCUCUCUCCCUCUCUCUCUCUCUCCCCCUCCCUCUCUCUCUCUCUCUCUCUCUCUCUCUCUCUCUCUCUCUCUCUCUCUCUCUCUCUCUCUCUCUCUCUCUCUCUCUCUUUUCAGGAACAGCUCCUUCUCCUCUGCCAUCAGAUUUCUGAAUGGACAAUGAACCUACGUACUCUUCCUCAGUAUUUUCCCCUCUCUUUUUCCACUACUUAUUUAAUUUAAUUUUGUAAAAUAUAUACUGAUUGUAAUUUAUAGUUUUUAUCACUAUGUAUUGCAUUAUACUGCUGCCGCAAAACAACAAAUUUCACAACGUAUGACACUGAUAUUAAACCUGAUUCUGAUUCUAUGUUGUCUGACUCUAUAAUUUUCUCAGCUCUGCCCCACUCACACCAUCUCUGAGACUGUUAUGAGUCAGGUAGUCACUAGCCUUUCCAGUCUUUAUGAAAGUUAAUGGACAUGAACCUCAACAUAUCUGUCUCAGUGUAAAUGAAAAUGGAAGGGCUGUAAACAUUGGUCAAUUGGUUUAUUACUGUCGUCUGUACGGAGUACUGUAUAGAACUUUGUUUUGCAUGCCAUCCGUAACAGGCCAUUUCACCUCAACAGUGCAUUAAGGAGUAAAGGGAAAACAAUAACAAAAUGUUGAAUAAUGUGUAACAGUUACAGAGAAAGUUCAGUGCAGGCAGUCAGUGAGGUAGAAGGGCCAUAACAAGGUAGAUUAUGAGGUUUAGAGUUUACCCUUUAGUACAAGAGAGCAGUUGGAGUGUCUGAUUAACAGCGGGGUGGAAGCUGUCCUUGAGCCUGAUGGUACGUCCCUUCAGGCUUUUGCAUUCUCUACCCGAUUGAGGGGGGCGGGGUGGCUGGAGUAGGGGGAAGGGAAAGAGAGGUGAAGAACAGUGGGGUAGAAGUUGUCCUAUAAACUUUUAGAAGAAACAUAGUUAAAAACACUCUGCAAGUCGGUUGGUUGUCUGUGCAGAAACUCAAACUAUCUGUCAGUGAGAUACUGGGACUCCUCAUCUUUUUUUCCAGUCGGCCCGAAAUGUUGACUGUACUUUUUUCCACAGAUGCUUCCUAGCCUGCUGAGCUGCCCCAGCAACCCCACAAAGCCAACUAGCCCUACCCUAAUCAUGGGACAAUUUACAAAGACCAAUUAACUUACCCGGUAGGUCUUUGGACUGUGGGAGGAAACCGGAGCAUCCAGGGGGAACCACUACGGAAAGGCACCGGAAUUGAACUCCGAACUCCGACACCCCGAGCUUCACGUUAAUCACUAUGCUGCUGUGGUGCCCAACAUAAACGUAAAACAAGGAACGGUGGUGGGACGUUAAUAAUUGAUACGCAAAAGGUUCUGCUGAUGCUGGAAAUCCAGAGCCACACGCACAAAAUGCUGUGGAGGAACUCAGCAGGUCGGACAGCAUCUAUGGAGGAGAAUAAACAGUGGAAGUUUCGGGCUGAGAUUCUUCAUCGGCUCAGCCCAAAGUGCCGACUGUUCAAUUUCCUCCAUGAAUGCUGCCUGUCCAGCCGAGUUCCUCCGGCGUUUUGUGUUGCGUUUCUGCACAUUGGCUUGGCGCCUUCACACAGUUCGGUGUUCGCGAUAUACCUGGGCGGAUCACUGGCUCCGUCAGGGCUCACACUGGGCAGUUACAGGCAAAUCUGUGCCCAUCACAUUGGGCAGUUACAGGUCAAAUCUGUGCCCGGUCACAUUGGGGAGUUACAGGUCAAAUCUGUGCCCGGUCACACUGGGCAGUUACAGGCAAAUCUGUGCCCAUCACAUUGGGCAGUUACAGGUCAAAUCUGUGCCCUCUCACAUUGGGGAGUUACAGGCAAAUCUGUGCCCGGUCACAUUGGGCAGUUACAGGCAAAUCUGUGCCCAUCACAUUGGGCAGUUACAGGUCAAAUCUGUGCCCUCUCACAUUGGGGAGUUACAGGCAAAUCUGUGCCCAUCACAUUGGGCAGUUACAGGUCAAAUCUGUGCCCAUCACAUUGGGCAGUUACAGGUCAAAUCUGUGCCUGGUCACGUUGGGCAGUUACAGGUCAAAUCUGUGCCCAUCACAUUGGGCAGUUACAGGUCAAAUCUGUGCCCGGUCACAUUGGGCAGUUACAGGCAAAUCUGUGCCCAUCACAUUGGGCAGUUACAGGCAAAUCUGUGCCCAUCACAUUGGGCAGUUACAGGUCAAAUCUGUGCCCAUCACAUUGGGCAGUUACAGGUCAAAUCUGUGCCUGGUCACAUUGGGCAGUUACAGGCAAAUCUGUGCCCGGUCACAUUGGGCAGUUACAGGCAAAUCUGUGCCCGGUCACAUUGGGCGGUUACAGGUCAAAUCUGUGCCCGCUCACAUUGGGCAGUUACAGGUCAAAUCUGUGCCCGGUCACAUUGGGCAGUUACAGGCAAAUCUGUGCCCGGUCACGUUCGGCAGUUACAGGUCAAAUCUGUGCCCGGUCACAUUGGGCAGUUACAGGCAAAUCUGUGCCCGGUCACAUUGGGCAGUUACAGGUCAAAUCUGUGCCCGCUCACAUUGGGCAGUUACAGGUCAAAUCUGUGCCCGGUCACAUUGGGCAGUUACAGGCAAAUCUGUGCCCGGUCACGUUCGGCAGUUACAGGUCAAAUCUGUGCCCGGUCACAUUGGGCAGUUACAGGCAAAUCUGUGCCGUCACAUUGUGCAGUUACAGGUCAAAUCUGUGCCCGGUCACAUUGUGCAGUUACAGGUCAAAUCUGUGCCCGGCCACACUGGGCAGUUACAGGCAAAUCUGUGCCCGCUCACAUUGGGCAGUUACAGGCAAAUCUGUGCCCGGUCACAUUGGGGAGUUACAGGUCAAAUCUGUGCCCGGUCACACUGGGCAGUUACAGGUCAAAUCUGUGCCCGGUCACAUUGUGCAGUUACAGGUCAAAUCUGUGCCCGGCCACACUGGGCAGUUACAGGCAAAUCUGUGCCCGCUCACAUUGGGCAGUUACAGGCAAAUCUGUGCCCGGUCACAUUGGGGAGUUACAGGUCAAAUCUGUGCCCGGCCACACUGGGCAGUUACAGGUCAAAUCUGUGCCCGGUCACAUUGUGCAGUUACAGGUCAAAUCUGUGCCCGGCCACACUGGGCAGUUACAGGUCAAAUCUGUGCCCGCUCACAUUGGGGAGUUACAGGCAAAUCUGUGCCCGGUCACAUUGGGGAGUUACAGGUCAAAUCUGUGCCCGCUCACAUUGGGGAGUUACAGGUCAAAUCUGUGCCCGGUCACGUUGGGCAGUUACAGGUCAAAUCUGUGCCCGCUCACAUUGGGGAGUUACAGGUCAAAUCUGUGCCUGGUCACAUUGGGGAGUUACAGGCAAAUCUGUGCCCGGUCACAUUGGGGAGUUACAGGUCAAAUCUGUGCCCGGUCACAUUGGGCAGUUACAGGCAAAUCUGUGCCCGGUCACAUUGGGCAGUUACAGGCAAAUCUGUGCCCCCAACCCUGAGAGGAGUUUGCUGGAGGUGGUGAGUAAGGAAGAGAUAGUUUUGAGUUCAGACGGCGUUGGGCGGUGAGGUGGUCGAUAGAAGGGGCAAGGGGUAAGCAGA
Messenger RNA from Hypanus sabinus (Atlantic stingray), 3813 nucleotides. RefSeq lists its product as uncharacterized. The record is from RefSeq and is a predicted model, not a curated record. The transcript has 2 exons. NCBI's taxonomy places the organism in Eukaryota, Metazoa, Chordata, Chondrichthyes, Myliobatiformes, Dasyatidae. The coding region runs from base 1776 to 3713 and encodes 645 amino acids.